UUUAUCCUAACUAAAAAGCUACCAACUCCAUUUAUUUACAAGUGCAUUGUAACACUUCUUUCACUGGACACACUAUAUAUACACGUGAACUUUGUCUCAAUUUCAUCACAGCAAAAACUAACCUUCCUCACUAGUCACAUUAAAUAACUUCUAAGCAAAGUCUUUAGGAACUUAAUUUACUUCAAGAUGGCUCAGCCCGUGAGCUUGUUCAUUUUCAUUGCUCUGCUUGCUUUUGCACCAAUUUGCUUCUCUUUUAAGAGUAAUGACGGUAACCUAUACCCGCAAUAUUAUUGCAAAUCGUGCCCAAGAGCGCAGGAAAUUGUCAAGUCUGUUAUUGCCAAGGCUGUCGCCAAAGAAGCCCGAAUGGCUGCUUCGCUGUUGAGGCUCCAUUUCCACGACUGUUUUGUCAUGGGAUGUGAUGCAUCUUUGCUUCUGGAUAGUAGCAAAGGUAUUGUGACAGAAAAAGGAUCAAAUCCCAACAGAAAUUCAGCUCGUGGAUUUGAAGUCCUUGACGAGAUUAAAUCUGCACUGGAGAAGGAAUGUCCUCAAACAGUUUCUUGCGCUGAUAUCUUGGCACUAGCUGCAAGAGACUCUACUGUAUUGGCUGGUGGACCGAGCUGGGAGGUUCCAUUGGGAAGGAGAGACUCCAGAAGCGCCAGUUUAAGUGGCUCCAACAACGAUAUUCCUGCUCCAAAUGACACAUUUGAUUCCAUUCUCUCAAAGUUCAAGAGACAAGGACUUGAUCUUGUCGACCUUGUAGCUUUGUCUGGUAGCCACACAAUUGGAAAUUCAAGGUGUACCAGCUUCAGACAAAGGCUCUACAACCAGUCAGGAAACAAUAAACCAGACUCAACUCUGGAUGAAUCAUAUGCUGCCCAACUGCGCAAUAGGUGCCCAAAAUCUGGUGGUGACCAAAACUUAUUCUUCUUGGACUUUACCUCUCCCACAAAAUUUGACAACAGCUACUUCAAGCUCUUGUUGGCUUCAAAGGGCCUGCUGAACUCUGACCAAGUUCUUGCUACUAAUAGUCAAGCAUCAUUAGCCCUGGUGAAGCAAUAUGCAGAGGACAAUGCCCUUUUCUUCGAGCACUUCGCCAAGUCUAUGGUUAAGAUGGGUAACAUUUCUCCUUUGAUAGGUUCCAAUGGGGAAAUCAGGAAGAACUGCAGGAAGAUCAACUAACUUUUGUUCCUGAAGAGAACACUGCCUCAAUGCAUGUCUCUAUUGUCAAUGUGUUAUGUAUUUUCUACUCUUGUUCUUUUUCCAAUUAUUCUAGCUAGUGUCCAUCCUUGAAAACCAUCUUUUGUUAUUCACGGUGUAUUUUUAGUUCUUCAUUGGAAGCAGUGUGGAAUAAACAGGAAUCUAUGGGUUCAUAGACAUUAUCUUA
This is a messenger RNA of Capsicum annuum, 1384 nucleotides long. RefSeq names its product peroxidase 72-like. Lineage: Eukaryota; Viridiplantae; Streptophyta; Magnoliopsida; Solanales; Solanaceae. The record is from RefSeq and is a predicted model, not a curated record. The transcript has 4 exons. Bases 187 to 1179 code for a protein of 330 amino acids. Gene Ontology annotation, biological process: hydrogen peroxide catabolic process; response to oxidative stress. Gene Ontology annotation, molecular function: heme binding; peroxidase activity.